This is a messenger RNA of Daphnia pulex (common water flea), 5487 nucleotides long. RefSeq lists its product as uncharacterized. The coding region runs from base 1 to 5487 and encodes 1828 amino acids. Gene Ontology annotation, molecular function: nucleic acid binding. Lineage: Eukaryota; Metazoa; Arthropoda; Branchiopoda; Diplostraca; Daphniidae. The transcript is spliced from 6 exons. The record is from RefSeq and is a predicted model, not a curated record. Gene Ontology annotation, biological process: DNA integration.
AUGGCCCAAGAAGAUGUUAAAGAACUAGAAACCUUAGAAACAAGAUUGAAAAGUCUCUUCGAAAGCUACCAAAGCGCAACAAAAGAAAUCAAGGAGAAAUUAAUAGCGACCAAGGCCGCGCAGGAGGAGAUUGAUGGGGAUCUGGACACCUUUCUCCAAGUUCAAGAUGAAGUGUCUGGAGCAAGAUCAAUCAUCAAGCAGAAGAAGCAAGAAUGGUUGGACGACGUGAAAGAAAAGCAAGAGGCAAAGAAAGAAGAGGACAGAGACAAACGAUUGUUAGCGCUCUUCCAACAACAGGCAACAAGCCAAGCAGCAAAUCAAGCGGCAAAUCAAGCAGCAAAUCAAGCAGCAAAUCCAGCAACAAGUCAAGCACAGAUGGCGCAAAUUAUUGCCCAAAUCAUGGCGGCCAUUCCGGCACCUCCCGCGCCAGUAAUCAACGUGACGGCAGCACCAGCCCCAGCUUCAGCCGUACAGUCGAUACGAUUGCCGCAGCGACAAAUUAAGCACUUCAAAGGAGACGUACUGGAAUGGACCCAAUUCUGGGAAUCCUUUAACGCAGCUGUCCACUCUUCAUCUCUUUCAAACGUCCAAAAAUUCGAUUACCUCAAGGAAUAUCUUAAAGGUGAGGCGUACCUGUUGGUUAACAAUCUUGAAUUAACAGAUGCGAAUUACCAAGUCGCAAUCGACGAACUGAAAAGGAUGUACGGGAAGACGGACGUUCUAAUCGACGCGCACAUUGAGAAACUGGAUGCCUUGCAGCCCGUAAAGGACGGGAACGACGUUCCAGCUCUGAGGAGCUUCCAGCUGAAUCUCCAAUCGCACAUUAGCGCGUUGGAAACGUUAGGAGUCCCCACAAGUUCCUUUGGCGGACUCCUCGGAGCAAGAUUAAUCAAAUUAAUUCCUACCAGGCUCCAACAAGAAUGGGCAAAAUCGCCAACAAACAAAUCAACGGACAUCGAGAUGGUCAUCAAAUUCAUUGGAGAUCAAAUCGACGCGGCCGAAAGGUUCAACCGAAUCAAAGGUGUGGAAAAGGAGAAAUCGUCUCCAGCUCCUAAACAGCCCAAACCGGCAAAUCCACAGCCGGCAACAGCAUCACAAUUGGCAGUAGGAGCCAAAGCAAGUCCAGCUCCUCAGGUUAAAUCCGCCUUAAAAAAUAAAAACGUUAAAUUUAACCCAAGUUGGAUUGUGUGCGAAAGGCCCUGCAUCUUCUGCAGCCAAAUUCACUGGCCGACAAAAUGUCCGAAAGGGCUGACGGAAAGGAAAAAGAUAAUCUUUGAUUUGAAAAGGUGCGUCAACUGUUUUGGAGACAAACACGCGCUGAAGGAUUGCACAUCCGCCCGGAACUGCAACAAGUGCGGAGGGAGGCACCACACCGCUCUCUGCGACAAAGGAGACGUCAGAGUCACCAAUCCCACAACAGCAGCAAUAAUCGUGGCCAGCGAUCCAACUUUGACAACCACAGCCUGUGCAAGCAGCUUUGGACAAUUGAUGCUGAAAACGGCAACAGUCAUCAUCAGCGGCCAAAACGGUAACGAAACAAGAGCGAUUUUAUUUGCAGACGACGGAAGUCAUCGUUCUUGGGUGCUGAAAUCACUCUCAUCGCAACUUAACAUGAAGACAGUAGCGGUGGAAAACAUCAGCACAAGAGUGUUUAAGAAAAAGGAACCCAACAAGCCCGAAAUGACAAAAAACGUCGAAAUGCAAGUAAGGGGCACCUGGCAAGGCGCCCCAAAAGUUACACUAAUGGCUUUAGAAUCGGAUCACAUUUCAGAUACCGGCCCGUACGUAGGAUCCGAAUUUGCAAACAGCCUCUGGAUCCAAAACGAAAAAUUGGCCGACGACAGAUUCGAGAUGGCACACACCGAAGAUCAGCCAAUUGGAAUUUUAGUCGGAAUGGACCAGAUGUUCCAGAUCAUGUCGAAUGAAGCCGCCAUACAGAGUCCAUGCGGAUUGCGCGCGUUUCAAACGAAACUCGGAAGAAUGAUUGCUGGACCAUCUCAAGAAGCAAAAUCGAAGACAGGAACUCAAGAGACUGGAACGGCCAGUCCCCAAACUACGCCAAUAGGAGCGUCAUUCUCAGAUGCCCCAAUCGGAUCCAGCGGAGAAGAAGAUAGAGACUUGGUGAAUUACCACGCAGAAAUCCAAAAGCUCAUCGACAGCAAAUUCGUCGAGGAGGCGAACAUGGACUACGAAGAACUUCACACCUAUCUCCCACAUCAUCCGAUCUUCAGAGGCGACAAAUCAACGACGAAAAUCAGACCCGUCUUUGAUGGAGCAGCAAAAACGAAAUUCGGCCCAAGUCUGAACGACGUGUUGGAGACCGGACCAAAUCUCAAUCCGGAUCUCCUAUCAGUGCUAAUACGCUUCAGAAAGUACGAGAUUGCCUGGAUUGCCGACAUUGAAAAGGCUUUUCUAAACAUCGCCCUGCAGCCGGAAGAUGCCGAAGCAAUCAGGUUUUUAUGGCCCAGGGAUCCAGCAGUGGCUGGAUCGCCUCUAAUUGCCUACAAGUGGAAGAGAGUGCCCUUUGGCCUUAGUUCUAGCCCCUUUCUCCUACGUGUUACAAUUAACAAACAUUUCAAAUCACUAAAGUCUCGUUUUCCAGAAACUAUUCAACAGCUGGAAGAAAGUUUGUACGUUGACGAUUACCUCGGCGGAGCAAACAAUUUAUCAAUCGCCAAGAAAAGAGUCGAUGAGACGGACGAGAUCUUUAGUGACGCCCAACUCAACAUGAGAAGCUGGGCAACCAACAACGAAGACCUCAAACAACACCUGAAGGAGAAAGGACUGUCGAAUCAAGUCGUAGGCCUACUCUCCCCAGCCUUGGACGGCCAACAGAAGGUGUUAGGAAUCCGGUGGGACACCGGAUCCGAUUCGUUCAAAUUCGACCCAGCAUCCAUCAUCCAAGCAGUGGAAGAAGUGGGAACGGAAAUCACCAAAAGAAAGAUACUCAGUAUCUCGGCAAGAAUUUUUGAUCCAAUUGGAUUUUUAUCUCCCACUGUACUUUUAUUAAAGAUUAUUUACCAGAAGCUCUGGGAAAAGGAGAUAGGUUGGGACCAAGCAGCUCCAGCCGAUAUCCAAAAAUCUUGGAAGAUAGUGAUGACUGGUCUCGCCGAUUUCACCGAACUACAAAUUCCACGAUGGAUCGGACUAUCCGAAAAAGUCACUUCUCACGAAAUUCACGUCUUCGGAGACGCUUCUGAAGCAGCGUAUGGAGCCGUAGCCUACGCCCGACUCCAAAAAGGACAAGAAGAUCCACUCAUCAUCCUACUGGCCAGCAAGACGAGAGUUGCACCUCUACCUAAGAAAAAAGUAACUUUACCGCGUUUAGAAUUGCUGAGCUCACUUUUAGCCGUACGUUUAGGUGAAGUCGUAAAAAAUGCAAUGCAAGUCCAGUAUUGGAGAACUAUCUACUGGUCAGACUCCUUGGUUGCACUAGGAUGGAUUAGAGGAGAGCCGAACAAAUGGAAACCAUUCGUCCGAAACCAAGUGGAGACGAUACGAAAAUUUUCACAACCCGAGUGGUGGAGACACUGUCCAGGUCUCCAAAAUCCGGCCGAUCUUGCCUCGCGGGGAGCGCCAGCGCCAACGCUGGUAACCUCAACUCUUUGGUGGAACGGCCCGAUUUGGCUCAAAGGAGAAGAAACGGAAUGGCCAGAUUCUCCCAACGACCAAAUUCCACAAACAAUCCAGUCCGAAAUGGAAUCGGAAGCUAGGAGUACGACGGUCAGCACAACAGCAGCCAUCGCAAUUCCAACAGCCUCCGUCGACUGGAAUCUCGACAAAAUUUCCACCUGGAAUCGACUGUUAAGACGUACAGCCUGGGUCUCACGAUUCCUCAGCAGGAGUCAAAAGAAGCUCAGACCUCCCGGUCCAGAACGAAUGGAGUCGAUAAAGGCAAUUGGACCAGAUGGAAAAGGAAGUGGAAAAGUUAUCCGGAUUACAAGAUUAUCCAGAGAGGAGCUGGAUGAAGCGGAACUAACGAUCUACAGACAGCUCCAACGAGAGCGGUAUCCUAAGGCGUUUGAAUCGCUACAGUUAGACAACACAAUCCAGCCCAAGGAGAAAAUCGCUGCACUUUUUCCAAUCUGGGACGCCAGAGACCGUCUCGUUCGAAUCCAUGGGAGAGUAUCACUUGCCCUAAGAGAUAGAAACAUCGAUCCCCCAAUUUUGCUUCCUGCAUCACAUAUAGUAAUCACUUUCUUAAUUACAGACAAACACGAGUCACUACUACAUGCAGGAGCAAAAGUAACACUAUCCGAGUUAAAAGAAAAAUUCUGGAUAGUUAAAGGACGACAGCAAGAACUAGCAGCCCCUCUUCCUUUAAACCGACUCAAACAUGCGCAAUCUUUUCACGUUACAGGAGUCGAUUUCGCUGGACCACUGCUGUACAAACCAGCACAGCGAAGGAAGAAAAGGAAAGCUCCACCAAGCGUCCAGGAUCCGACGCCAGCAGACGAUCCAACUGAAGAGCGAAUCGAGGAGCCACCCGCUGAAGGAGACGCUCCAAUCGAAGCUCUAAUCGUAGUCACUCGAGCGGUUCACUUGGAACUACUACCCGAUAUGACGGCGCGUUCCUUCUUACUAGCCUUUCGAAAAUUCGCAGCUAGACGAGGACCCGUCUCAGUGAUGUAUUCGGACAACGCGCAAACGUUCCGAUGUGUCGACCGAUUCCUGAGAACUAUUCACGCCGAUCCCAUCAUUCAAGACUUUCUCGCGUCCAGAAAAACCCUUUGGAUAUUUUCCGCCAGCCUAGCGCCAUGGUGGGGAGGAUUCUGGGAACGGAUGGUGAGGAGCGUCAAGGAUCUGCUGCGACGCUCCAACGGUCGAGCCUGCCUUGACUACAUGGAACUGGAAGCGAGUUUAGCAGAAAUCGAGAGCGUAAUCAACGCCCGCCCACUCAGCUAUAUUGGGGAAGGAGCUGACGAUCCACUUCCGAUAACUCCUAACCAAUUUCUAAACAACAGACGUUCUACUCGUGCCGAUCCGGAGCCAGCCGUUAACUUGCUGGAUCCUACAUCGACCAGCAUCGUACUACAAGAGAUGGACAAGAACAGGAGGGAAUAUGUCGCUGACAUCUGUGCUAGAUUCGUCGACGAUUAUCUACUCCAACUAGACAACUUCCACUCCAAAGGAAAAUCCGGAAGGAAGAUCCGCCUAGGAGAAGUCGUUGUUAUCCACGACGAACACUCCAAACGACUCAUGUGGUCUACCGGAGUAGUGAAGGAACUGAUUCCAAGCCGCGACGGACUCAUCCGUUCUGUCAUGCUCAAGAUUCCAAAUGAGCUGCGAGAAGAUCUCGCCGAAGACGUCGAAAUUGGAAAUCCGGAACCGAUCCAGGAGCCGGAAGAGGAUCCAAAUCCAACUCUGCCAGAACCAGAAAUCGAUCUCGCUAUCGGAGACGCUAUGCCAGCUCCCGAAGAACCGGAAGACGUCGUCGAAGAUGUCGAGCCGGAUGCUACGGGCUCUGAGGCCAGGGACGAAUUAUAA